CGUAGUCAAGCUAAUAUCUCUUCAGCGCGUUGAGAUGAUUUAGACGGCAACGACCUGAAAAAUCACCAUAGACUUUCGGAAAAAAGCGCUUUUUUCGUUUGGUUUGGUUUUGAGCUUGGAGUGAAGGAAACUGAAGCAGAAGAAAAUGGCAAGAAAUAACCUUAAGGCCUUUGAUAUCAUCAAAGAAGCUUUCACAAUUUUUGCCAAAAACACUAACUUCAUAAUCUUCACAUCUCUAAUCUCCCUUCCUCUCUUCUGCUUCUCUCUUUACUUUGAGGCUUCCCUUCAAGAAUUCCUUCUUCAAAACUCCUCGAUUCUUCUUCAAGCUAAAGAUCAUGAAACCCCAGAAUUUCAUCAAUUAGUGGAUGAGAACUCUGACUUUAUCGUUCAAUAUUACUACUCCUACCCUGAGAGUUACGGCAAAAGUUGGUCUCUACCACUUGACAUAGUCAGAAAAUUGAGCAAUGAUUCUCUUCACAAGCUCCUCCAACUGAGUUUUCUCUACCUGGUCCCUUUCCAUCUCCUAGAGCUCUUAACCGUGCUUGUAAUUGUCGAUUUGGCAUCGAAGAUUUACAGAGAAGACAAAUCCUUGACUUUCAAUAAUAUUUUCGACAUAAAAACCGAUGGAACAAGAUUAUGGGGCAUUCUUGUCACAUAUGGCUAUGUUGUGUUCUUCUCAACAUGUACUCUACUGGGAUUCUUGACGUUACUCAUAACAUACUCUGAUAUUAUAAGGUACUUUCCCUAUGAAUAUUCUGACCUUUUCUACUAUUAUAUGCCGUUUAGGUCCUUGGAUUUUGAUGUUUUCUUUCACCUAGUAUAUGGGGCAAAUUUUUUGUUACUCCUCGGAAUAUACUUGGGUUGGAGUGCUAUAUGGAACUUGGGUCUUGUGAUCUCAGUGCUGAAAGGAACAUAUGGGGCUAAAGCAUUAGGUUCAUCUGCUUAUCUUAGCUUGAGAAGUGUUCAGAGUGGGAUGAUUUUGAUGCUUGUUUUUUCUAUCUGGGGAGUUGGUUUGAGGUUUCCAUGCCUAGUUUAUGGUUGCUAUAAAAACUGGAUUUGGACUGUUGCUCAGAUUAGUUUGUUCUGCUUCGGAAAUGCGCUUAAAUGGGUCUCCUUUGUGGUGUAUUUUGACGAUUGCAUCAAGCGGAUUUUUGGGAAGAAAGUUGAUGUGGAAGAAGGUUAAGACUAAGAGGCAAAACUACUGAGAUGAAGAAGUUGGAUCAAAUGAUCAUGGAAAACAAUUAACUAUAAUGAGCAUUUUAUAAUUCUUCUCUGUCAAUGUGUCUGCAUAUAUAUGGGCUGAAUUGAGAUACAGGAUUUAUAUCUUCUCUUGUAUAAAAGAUGUGACUAAGUGAGACACAUUUACUCUUGUUUUAUCAAUGAAAUAAAAGUGUUUUUGAUA
Molecule: messenger RNA, 1402 nt
Organism: Morus notabilis
Lineage: Eukaryota; Viridiplantae; Streptophyta; Magnoliopsida; Rosales; Moraceae
Exons: 1
Coding region: 146-1183 (345 amino acids)
Source: RefSeq, a predicted model, not a curated record